This is a messenger RNA of Sabethes cyaneus, 2421 nucleotides long. RefSeq names its product mitochondrial nicotinamide adenine dinucleotide transporter SLC25A51. The transcript is spliced from 3 exons. Lineage: Eukaryota; Metazoa; Arthropoda; Insecta; Diptera; Culicidae. The coding region runs from base 711 to 1607 and encodes 298 amino acids. The record is from RefSeq and is a predicted model, not a curated record.
CGCCAAAAAGUGGCAGUAAAUCAUUGCUGUCGAUGCCUGUAGCAGCGUAUUGUUCGUUUAACCUUCUAGCAGAAAUUUACGUCAGCAAAGGCAACGCGAAAGAAGCUGUAGAAAAGCCGUUUCCAACAGCGGCGGCGUUCGCGACGCAAAUUUAGUGACACCACCAGCAAGCUCUUAUCAAUCGGUUGAAGAAAAAAUAGUAGCGUGAUGUGUGUUUACUACUAGGUAUAUACACCAGUAAGGUAGUGCAAUUUGAUUGACUGCUCAUUGAUGGAAAACAAAAACGCUUAGAUCAACAGAAUUCCACAGUCGUUGGCGGGCGGAGGACAACGGUGCUGGUGAGCAGAGUAAAACUGAUGACGAAGAUUUUUUGUGAAGACCGAAGGCUGUGCACGUUCGCGAGAGAUUACCGCAUCUCUGGUUAUAUAACGAUUUGGUGUUUUGAUAUUUUGUGAUUGCCUCCAGGGGAGCGACCACAGAACGAUGCGGACAAUGUGGCGGAAAUGGGCGAGUCACAUGGAAACAAUUGAGCAACAGAUGGUAUGCUGAUUGUUCCCGAAACAGAACAAAGCGACGUUUGCCAGUGGUGAAGCGUGCAGAUUUUUGGCAGCACAAUCAUCAUUCUAAAAAUUGUAUAUUGAGUCGGCAAUUAGACGGACGUAAUUUGUAGCAAAAUUCCUCCUUCAAACGUUACACCUGACCAGGCGACGAUGGCCGUGGUACGCUCGGGGCACGACAUCAACAAUGGCCACCCUACGGGUGGGCCCAAAAGCAGUGGUCCACGGCCGCUCUUCUGCUGGCGAGAAUUCGCUUGCGGCUGGGGGGCAGCUUUCGUGAACAUUACCGUGACCUAUCCGAUCUACAAAAUGAUCUUUCGGCAGAUGCUGCACGGCGUUCAACUCAAUCAGGCCUACGGCCAGUUGCGCAGCGAAGGUUUCAUCUAUCUCUAUCGAGGAAUCUUUCCCCCGUUGGCGCAGAGAACCAUCUCGUUGUCGUUGAUGUUCGGCGUGUACGACGGAACUCGCCGGCCACUGGUCGAGUACUGGGGAAUGAAUCAGUAUUCAGCCAAGACGAUAGCGGGACUGAUGGCCGGCUCGGUGGAAGCGAUUUUGAUGCCCUUCGAGCGGGUGCAGAACCUUCUGGCCGAUGCGAACUAUCACCAAAAAUAUAAGAAUACUCAUCAUGCGUUUCGAUUGAUAUUUAUCGAGUACGGUUUCAAGGAGUUGUACCGAGGCUUGGUGCCGAUUUUGUGGCGCAACGGGCCCUCAAAUGCGAUGUUUUUCGUCAUGCGUGAAGAGGCGGACCAACGAUUGCCGAAACGGCCCACGGUGAUAACACAGCGGACGCAAGAAUUCGUGGCCGGUGCAUGUAUCGGCGCUUUCAUCAGUUCGGUAUUUUAUCCACUCAACGUCAUAAAGGUAACGAUGCAGAGUCGCAUUGGUACCCCCUACGAAAGCAUGUGGUGGGCUCUGCGACAGGUGUACUACGAACGAGAUCGGAAGCUGCGGAAUGUAUACAAGGGUGUUAGCAUGAAUUGCACCAGAGCUUUCUUCAGUUGGGGCAUCAUGAACAGUGCCUACGAGCAGCUGAAGAAGGUAUUCUACUGAGGUGCGUAUCCUUUUUUUUUGUUAAUUUUUCUGUUCAUAUUUGAUUGAAACGGAAUCCAAAGCGUUCAAUUGUCGAUGUGACAAUAAAAUUAUCGGCGGAUAGGUUUUGUAAUAAUAUUACGAAACAGGUAAUCAAUUGUGAUGUAAAUAGUCCUUAUGUCAUAGUUUACAAAAAAUAGCAUCAAUGGUUUUUCGUUAGGCUAUUGACUAGUCCAUAAGAUGUAAUGUUAACCUGUUUUAACCUAUUUCAUUCGUGUCGCCUGAGGGAACUGUAAUCUCCUAUUUUAUUGGAGCUAUAAAUAAACCUUAGUCGAAUACAUCUCAAUCCAUUGCAAGCCAAAAAUAUCACCCAAAUAAUCCAUAAACCCAAUAAUGCAUUUAGCAUCAUCGUUCACGGCCAUACAAAAUAAUCACGAACAUAAAAUACGGUUUUCAGAUGUAGUGCAUUACCAUAUAGCAAUCCCUAAAUUACUCAUUCGAAUUUAUGUGUUCAGUGGUGUUUAAUUUAUGAACCUUCUCAUAGUUGUUGAUGUUUGCACUUCGUGUGGGGCAUUGAAUGUACUGAACGCUGAUUAAUUAUGAUGUGUCCUUUUUCAUGUCCAUUGUAACCCUAUAGGAAAUCAUAUACCUAAACAAACACAUCUACAAACAUAUGGUAUGCGAUAAAUCAAACGACCGACGAUGUUUCUGGCGAUUUAGGUUAAUGCCAUGAAUGUGGCCUAGUGUCGAAUGAUCUUUUAGGAUUUACUAUAAAGUUAGGUGCUACUUAUAGCCAGUAAGUAAAUGAUAUAAGCGCAAAAUAUAGACAAAUAAU